This is a messenger RNA of Peromyscus eremicus (cactus mouse), 1860 nucleotides long. It is a transcript of the gene Syt13, whose product is annotated as synaptotagmin 13. Gene Ontology annotation, molecular function: clathrin binding; calcium ion binding; phosphatidylserine binding. Bases 1 to 1281 code for a protein of 426 amino acids. Lineage: Eukaryota; Metazoa; Chordata; Mammalia; Rodentia; Cricetidae. The record is from RefSeq and is a predicted model, not a curated record. The transcript has 6 exons. Gene Ontology annotation, biological process: regulation of calcium ion-dependent exocytosis; calcium-ion regulated exocytosis; regulation of dopamine secretion.
AUGGUGCUGUCGGUGCCUGUGAUCGCGCUGGGCGCCACGCUGGGCACUGCCACCAGCAUCCUUGCGCUGUGCGGGGUCACCUGCCUGUGCCGGCACAUGCACCCUAAGAAGGGGUUCCUUCCACGGGACGGCGAGCCCGACCCUGAGAAGGCGAGGCCCGGCGUGCUUCGGCCAACCCAACAGUUCAACGUUAAAAAGUCAACGGAGCCUGUCCAGCCUCGACCUCUUCUUAAGUUCCCAGACAUCUACGGUCCCCGGCCAGCUGUGACAGCCCCAGAAGUCAUCAACUACGCAGACUACACUCUGGGGACCACAGAGGAGUCCGCUGCACCUGCCAGCCCCCAGGCCCAGAGUGACAAUCGCCUCAAGAGGCAGGUCACAGAGGAGCUGUUCAUCCUUCCUCAGAAUGGUGUGGUGGAGGAUGUCUGUGUCAUGGAGACCUGGAACCCAGAGAAGGCUGCUAGCUGGAACCAGGCACCCAAACUCCACUUUCGCUUGGACUACGAUCAGAAGAAGGCUGAGUUAUUUGUGACUAGCCUGGAAGCUGUCACCAGUGACCAUGAAGGGGGCUGUGACUGCUACAUCCAAGGCAGUGUGGCUGUCAAGACCGGUUCUGUGGAGGCCCAGACGGCUCUGAAGAAACGGCAGCUGCACACCACCUGGGAGGAGGGCUUAGCCCUGCCCCUGGGUGAGGAUGAGCUGCCCACAGCCACCCUGAUGCUCACCCUGCGGACCUGUGACCGCUUCUCCCGCCACAGUGUGAUUGGGGAACUCUGCCUGGGCCUGGAUGGAGCAUCUGUGCCCCUGGGGGCGGCGCAGUGGGGUGAGCUGAAGACCACAGCAAAGGAACCAUCUGCAGGGACUGGGGAGGUCCUUCUGUCCAUCAGCUACCUCCCGGCUGCCAAUCGCCUCCUGGUGGUGCUGAUUAAAGCCAAGAACCUCCACUCUAACCAAUCCAAGGAGCUUCUGGGCAAGGAUGUCUCUGUCAAGGUGACCUUGAAGCACCAGGCUCAGAAGCUGAAGAAGAAACAGACGAAACGGGCCAAACACAAGAUCAACCCUGUGUGGAACGAGAUGAUCAUGUUUGAGCUACCAGAUGACCUGCUGCGGGCAUCCAGUGUGGAGCUGGAGGUGCUGGGCCAGGGAGAGGAGGGCCCGAGCUGUGAGCUGGGUCACUGCAGCCUAGGCCUGCAUGCCUCGGGCUCUGAGCGCAGCCACUGGGAGGAGAUGCUAAAAAACCCACGCCGGCAGAUUGCCAUGUGGCACCAAUUGCACCUGUAGUCGGCUGCCAACCACCAACCUCGUCCUUCUUGGGCACGGUCAUCCUCCAGGCUCAGCUGCCAGUCGCCCCCUCCUACCCCUGUCCACAUGCCUACACCUGAAGACAGAUGCAGAUGUGUUGGCUGAAGCCAGGAUCUCAUUCCUCUUUAUAUAUAUUCCCAAUACUAAAAAGUGAGCAGAGUCACCAAGGCAGUGUGAUUGGCACAUCAGGAUCAUUCAGAAGACUGCCUCUUUCUCAUCUGUGCUAUGGGAAAAGACGCGUGUCAGGUACACUCUGUGGGCAGCCAUCCUUGCUCACUUUAGUCUAAAGCAGUAGUUCUCAACCUGUGGGUCCUGACCUCCUUGGCAAACCUCUAUCUCCAAAAAUCCUUACAUUAUGAUUCACAACAGUAGCAAAAUUAGUUAUGAAGUAGCAAUGAAAAUGAUUUUAUGGUUGGAGGUCACCAUAAUGUGAGGAACUUUAUUAAAGAGUCUCGGCCUUAGAAAGGUUGAGACCCACUGGCUGGCCAGAAGGUCCUUGGGCCUUUGGGGGUCACGCCAGAUUGAUGCUCUGGGUGGAAUACACAGGGCAUCUGUCUU